CAUUGGUUUCAGUGAGUUCAAGCUUCAACACACCACCCCACCCCACCGUUUACUUUGAAAAAUCUUUACCUCUUCCACUGACAAAAAAAAAAAAAAAUACAAGUCUUCAUUUUUGUCCUUCUUCCCUCACUUCUUUCAAAUCGUAGAAAGUGGGUUAGAAAUCGUAGCUAUAACGGCACCAAGUUCUUCCCUUUCCAUCCCCAAUCGGAUUUUCCGGCCAAUUUAAAAUUGGAAAUUGAAGGAAUCGAGAAAUUGGAGCUAGAAUCCGUUGAUUGAUGGGUCUCGUGCAGAACCUGCGAGGCUCGAGAACCGAGUCAACUCACGAAGGUUUACCGGUUUCAUCGGUUCAAUCGGGUUUGCUUCCGAAGCGGAAAUGUUCGAAUCUAAUGCCUCUUGUGGUGGCACUUGUGGUCAUUGCGGAGAUCGCGUUUUUAGGGAGGCUCGACAUGGCGGAGAACGCAGCUAUGGUCACUGACUUUUUCUACCGGUCACGUGCUGCGUCCGUGGUGGAUGGUGCUGAUGAUUUAGAUUUUGGUUUGCUUGUUGGUAGAACUAAUAAAAAGAAUUCGGAAUCGGAGAGCUGCGAAGAGUGGUUGGAGAGAGAAGAUUCUGUAACGUAUGAAAGGGAUUUUAACAAGGAACCUGUUUAUGUCACUGGAGCUGACCAGGAGUGGAAAUCAUGUGCGGUGGGAUGCAAAUUUGGUUAUGAUGGGGAUAGGACACCUGAUGCUGCAUUUGGGCUACCUCAACCAUCUGGAACAGCUAGUGUGUUACGAUCGAUGGAAUCCGCACAAUACUACUCAGAGAACAAUCUUGCAAUGGCACGACGGAGGGGAUAUAAAAUUGUAAUGACAACCAGUCUAUCAUCUGAUGUUCCUGUUGGAUAUUUCUCAUGGGCUGAGUAUGACAUCAUGGCACCCGUGAAGCCAAAAAGUGAAAGUGCUCUAGCAGCUGCAUUCAUUUCUAAUUGUGGUGCUCGAAAUUUUCGGUUGCAAGCUCUUGAAGCCCUUGAAAAAGAAAACAUCAAGAUUGAUUCUUAUGGCGGUUGUCAUAGGAACCAUGAUGGAAGAGUGGACAAAGUGGAAACCCUGAAGCGCUACAAAUUUAGUUUAGCCUUUGAAAAUUCUAAUGAGGAGGAUUAUGUAACUGAAAAAUUCUUCCAAUCCCUUGUUGCUGGAACUGUUCCUGUGGUUGUUGGUGCUCCAAAUAUUCAGGAUUUUGCUCCUGCUCCUGGGUCAAUUUUACAUAUUAAAGAGAUACAAGAUGUUGAGUCUGUAGCCAAAACCAUGAAAUAUCUAGCAGAAAAUCCUGAAGCAUUUAAUCAAUCACUGAGGUGGAAGUAUGAGGGCCCCUCUGAUUCUUUCAAGGCCCUUGUGGAUAUGGCAGCCGUGCAUUCAUCUUGUCGUCUUUGCAUUCACUUGGCCACCACUAUCAGAGAGAAGGAAGAGAAGAGCCCGGACUUCAAGAAGCGUCCUUGCAAAUGCACUCGGGGGUCAGAAACUGUAUAUCAUAUCUAUGUGAGGGAAAGGGGAAGAUUUGAAAUGGAGUCCAUUUACUUAAGGUCAAACAAUUUAACUCUGGAAGCAUUGAAGAAUGCUAUUCUUUUGAAGUUCAGAUCCCUGAAUCAUGAACCUGUAUGGAAGCCAGAAAGACCUAAAGUUCUAAGCGGAGGAAACGAACUAAAAGUUUACAAAGUAUACCCGGUCGGCCUGACGCAGAGGCAAGCACUUUAUUCCUUCAGCUUCAACGGGGAUGCGGAUUUCACGUCUCACUUGGAAAGCAGUCCAUGUGCCAAGUUCGAAGUCAUUUUUGUGUAGCGUGUGCCCUCUCUCACUCUCGCUUACUUACUCACUCACUCACCGCCUUACAGAAAUACACAUUAGGCCUGCUAAUUCACCGGGGAUUAGAGGUUUAUGAAUGAGAUUGGAAUGGCUUGGUUUUUGCCUAGUCUCUUGGCCAACUCGUAGAGGGAUUUACCAUUCAGAAAAUACCUUACUUCAGAUUAGAACUCAUUUGUGCACUACAAAGUCAUGAAAUGAAGCUCCAUAUUUGAUGUUAGAUGAUUGUGCUUUUGCCUUUGAUCAACUAGAUUCUAGACUCGCUCAUAAUAUGGACUGUGUGAUAGUUGUAUAUUUUUUAGGUUCAAAUUUGAUAGAAAUCUUAAACAUUUCACUCAAUGGUACAUAUUGCUUCAUGUUGAUCUUGAUCACUUAUCUUUUAACUGUGUGAUUGGAUUUGCAUUUGUAGGAUG
Arachis stenosperma is the source of this 2251-nucleotide messenger RNA. Its product is annotated as glycoprotein 3-alpha-L-fucosyltransferase A-like. The transcript is spliced from 7 exons. The coding region runs from base 276 to 1817 and encodes 513 amino acids. The record is from RefSeq and is a predicted model, not a curated record. Gene Ontology annotation, cellular component: membrane. NCBI's taxonomy places the organism in Eukaryota, Viridiplantae, Streptophyta, Magnoliopsida, Fabales, Fabaceae. Gene Ontology annotation, molecular function: fucosyltransferase activity.